This is a messenger RNA of Funneliformis geosporum, 255 nucleotides long. The record is from the annotation of a GenBank genome assembly. Lineage: Eukaryota; Fungi; Glomeromycota; Glomeromycetes; Glomerales; Glomeraceae.
UACGAAAAGCCCGAGACCAAACCGGCUACAUCGGAGUACGAAAAGCCCGAGACCAAACCGGCUACAUCGGAGUACGAAAAGCCCGAGACCAAACCGGCAACAUCGGAUUACGAAAAGCCCGAGACCAAACCGGCAACAUCGGAUUACGAAAAGCCCGAGACCAAACCGGCAACAUCAGAGUACGAAAAGCCCGAGACCGUCAAAGAAUACAAGAGAGAUCACAAAAAGCAUCAUGAUUAUAACAAGCAUUAUUAG